GCGCCCCCUGACACACACACACACACAGUGCAGCCCCGGCCCACAGCGCCCCGACACACACACACACACACACACAGUGCAGCCCCGACCCACAGCGCCCCGACACACACACACACACAGCGCCAGGCCCCGGCUACAGCCUCGGUUGUAACCCUCAAAACUCGGCCCCGGCUCCAGUUAUUAACCACCGGCAGCAGCAGAUUGUUGAGCAGUGACCAUGGGCCGAAUCUUCCUGGACCACAUCGGAGGCACUCGACUCUUCUCCUGCGCCAACUGUGACACCAUCCUGACCAACCGCUCUGAGCUCAUUUCCACUCGCUUCACUGGGGCCACUGGCAGGGCCUUCCUCUUCAACAAGGUGGUGAAUCUGCAGUACAGUGAGGUCCAGGACCGGGUCAUGUUGACUGGGCGACACAUGGUGCGGGAUGUCAGCUGCAAGAACUGCAACAGCAAACUGGGCUGGAUUUACGAGUUUGCCACCGAGGACAGCCAACGGUACAAAGAGGGCCGCGUGAUCUUGGAGCGUGCACUGGUGCGGGAGAGCGAGGGGUUCGAAGAGCACGUACCUUCUGACAAUUCUUGAACGUUCAAUGACCCAGCCCAAACCAAACCCCUUCAUUUCCCCUCCUUCCCUCGCUUUUCUUUCCGUCGCUGAAAAAAGCAUUUCUAUUUAAAAGAGAAAAACGAAACAAAAAAAAAAAAUGUCUUUGCGUGAUCGUGGCCUCUGCAUUGAUUGGGUGGGGAUUGAGCGGUAGUGGGAAGUUAGAACUGCUUGCUCUUGUGAACGGGCGCGCAAUCUGUGGGUCGGUAGUACAGCAGCAUGCUAGCUCGCUUUCUCUUUCCAUCCAGCUCCAACACCGUGCAGUUUCACACUGCCUCGGCCCCAGCUCCCGAUGAUCCAGCGGGUGGUGGCGGCACCGAGCCUGAGACAAAGGAUCCCUUCGGGGUCCGCGAGUAGUUAUUGAGUUCAGGAAAUGGCUCUGAGAUGCCAAGGUGUGUUUUAAUUUAAAUUUUUAAGUGAUUUCUUGCCUGUACCAGCUCUUUUUUUUUUCUCUCUCUCUCUCCCCAGAAGUUGGUAUGCACUUUGUUUGUUGUUAUUGAUAGGAGACAUUGGGAGUGAGGGCGAGAUGCCCAGAUAUUUGGGCUGGAUAGGACCUGGAGAGUGAUUUUUCAUCUGUGAUGCGCUUUCCAACUCUGUGUGCUUGGUCGAGGCUUCUCUCUCCCACCCACAAUGAGCAGCGCCAACAUCAGCAAUAGCUUUCCCCAUCUCCAGCUUUCUGAUGUGUGAUUUGGCUGAGACCCUGGGUUGGUUUUUGGCUUGUGCCAACCCCAAGCAAGUCUACCUACAGCUCAGCCCGUGCCCCCGCUCACCUCUCUCUUGUACCUCUCUCGCCCUGCUCUCGCUGAUCAUCUGUGGGGGCUUUCUCCUCGCGGAGUGUGUAUCAGAUGUAACUUACAUGUAGUGAUAAUAAAAAGGACAUUAGUC
This is a messenger RNA of Callorhinchus milii (elephant shark), 1486 nucleotides long. It is a transcript of the gene ypel5, whose product is annotated as yippee-like 5. The record is from RefSeq and is marked provisional. Lineage: Eukaryota; Metazoa; Chordata; Chondrichthyes; Chimaeriformes; Callorhinchidae.